AAGGCGAACCAGCACUGGGACAAACCAAGAUGGUGGAUGAAGACCCCGAGGGAAUACCAGAUUGGCACUGGCAUUGAGCCCAAAAGAUGGCACAUGCGUUUAAGAAACCUGGAUGACCUGAUUACACACGACCCAAGGACGCAGGAAAACAUUGAGCUGGAGGAUCAAAGGGCAUUUGUCAAUCUCCUGAAAUGCCUGCUAAAUACAGAUGCAGAGAAGAGGAUCACUCCGGGGAAGGCUCUCACUCACCCCUUUGUCACAAUGGCCCAUCUGGUGGAUGAAGUAGAGAUCAGCUUAUAUGCCAAGAAUUCUUCAAAGAAAAUGGCGGUCGUACCAACGGACAACCGAUGA
Molecule: messenger RNA, 351 nt
Organism: Xiphias gladius (swordfish)
Lineage: Eukaryota; Metazoa; Chordata; Actinopteri; Istiophoriformes; Xiphiidae
Product: homeodomain-interacting protein kinase 2-like
Exons: 4
Coding region: 37-351 (104 amino acids)
Source: RefSeq, a predicted model, not a curated record